ACAGUGUUACUUUUCGCAUUUAGUAAAAAUCAUCCCAGCGAGAGGAAAAAACCGCUGAAAUUUCUGCGAAAUACCCCAAAAAUUUCCAUAUCCACCCAUACAGGAAGUAGUAGUGUAUCCAGAGGGCAUAAUGUCAGAUGUACAGACACUCCUGGACAUGGGAUUCACCCGGGAGAGGAUUGAACGAGCCCUUGCAGUGACGAACCACAAAGGAGUGGAACCUGCAAUGGAGUGGCUCCUUGCCCAUGCUGACGAUGAUCUUCCGAGUGAAGUUGUGACAACCGGUACAUCUGGAGAGGUGCCCGAGCAACCUCCAGCAGGUGCUGCAGGUGUUCCAGAGACUCAGCCAACGACAGAAGAGCAGAGUAAGGAAGAUGAAGUGGCGAAAUCCAUAAAAUGUGAUGAAUGUGGCCGACAAUUCCGUUCCUCGGUCGAAGUUGAGUAUCAUGCUGUUAAGUCUGGACAUUCGAGCUUCUCUGAAUCGACAGAAGAGAAGAAACCUCUGACGGAGGAAGAGAAAAAAGCACAACUUGCACAGCUGGAAGAGAAACUCCGAUUGAAGCGCAUGGAAAGGGAGGAAAAGGAAAAACAAGAAGCACUAGACAAGGAAAAGGUUCGUAUUCAAUCUGGAAAAGAUCUCCUUGAGGCACGUCGUAAGUUGGAGGAUAUCGAAAUGGCUAAGAUAAUUGAAACGCGCAAACGAGAAAAGAUUGAGGAGAAAUUAGCCAAGGAGAGAGUUAGGGCACAAAUUGCCGCAGACAAAGAAGCCAGGAAGGCAAAAAUGGCUGGUGAAACUGGAGCUGCUCUUGCUGAACGUGCUGCUGAACCAGUAACACAGCAAGCUACACCAUCAUCCUCCACAUCUGUGAGUAAUCCACAGAAGAAGUACUCUAGCACAAAGAUCCAAAUCCGUUUGCCUGAUGGAAGUUCCGUGGUGGAAACAUUCGAUGCCAAGGAGCAACUCUCAGCUGUGCGUCUCUUCAUUCAGCUCAAGCAGGGAAUGGAGGUGCCCUUCCGUCUCAUGACUAACUUCCCGCGCAAGGUGUUCGAUGAGGAGGAUUUUGAAAAACCACUGGAAGUACUCGGUAAGUUAUUUCCUUUUUAUUUAUUCAAUCUCACUACAAAUGACUACGCCCACUGAUGGCAUCCCGGACAAGUUUAACGGCAUAUUUAGCAGUGCCUGGAGAUGUUGUGACCCCUGAUGCUCCAUGGCCGUAGUUGUGAAUCACACGCAUGGGUUUUCCGUAGGAAGUUUCCAAGAAUUCCACUUCAACACGAACUGGAUCCCGAUGGGGUCGCAAUCCCACUGAUUCGCGAAUAACCGGAGCACCCCGGAGACUUGGGAGAAGGUCUUGGCACCGUUCACGUAUAGACGUUGAAUCAUACUUGCAAAUGUUAAGGUUGAAGGAAUCAAACUGACGCGUUCCUCCGAGAGUAACCCCUUCAAACCCGGGUAUAAUGUAUGUAUCGUAGUCUCCGUAGAAGGCUGUCUUCACCCAUGGUGCCUUGACCUUGAUGAUUUGACCUCGAAUGGGUACCAAUUUAUUGUCUCCAAGAAGCCGUUUGGAUCCCAAUCCCGUACAGUUGAACACCAAGUCAAAGUCCUUUUCUAGCUCCUUCAAAUUUUUCACAUAUUGCGUCACGAAGCUCCCGCCAUUCUCGCGAAAUUUCUUCUCAGCCCAUGGUUGGAAUGUUCGAAAUUCCGUCAGGAGUGUUGAGAAGAAUGAUCCGUACUUCCAAUCACCGGGGCAGAGCUUCAAUUCUGCCUCCGUAGUACGACGAUACAUUGGUAGGAUCUUCUCAAUGCGAUAAUUGCGCACAAUUUCAGGACUAAUUGAUGAGAACAUGUACCCUGAGAGACUGCAAAUGCCCACCUUGGCACUACCUUCCUUUUUUCGCAGUCCAUCCCAAUGGGCGUAGGCAUCCUCAAUCCACUGCUGUGUAAUUUUCUCAUUGGGACCAGCAAAGGAGUUUGCUGGACGGAAAAUUCCAGCUGCAACAGCCGAAGUUGUGUCCGUUGACCAUUUUUCUGCCACAAUUGUCACUCGUGCAUCUCGGAAUUGGCUCUGCAGCUCCAAUGCUGUAGUGAGCCCCACAACACCACCACCCAAAAUUCCAAAAUGCAUCUUGACCGUGUACGAUAGAGAUCACAAGACGAAUGUUACUGCCGGGCAAAAAUUGUAAUCUUUUAGCCAAUAAGUAAUAAGACAAUUCAGAUAUGGGGGUAUAUUGUGCGGGAUGCGGAGAUGCUCAAUUGGUGUGAUAAGAGCUUUCGGGUGAGAAAGCCAGACAACACACUCAUCAAAAUGCUCACAGGCGUGUACUCUGGGAAAAACUGAUUAUUCGUUUAAUUAUUUGAUGAGCUUAAAACAAAAUCCCCAAAAUUAUGAGCUUAAAGUUAUUCUGAAAUAUAUUUUUAGGUCUUGUUCCAUCUUCUGUUGUGAUCGUCAUGAAAAAUUGAGGAGCUCUUCUACUUCAACUACAAGACAUGGUAUUGUUAAUGAUAUCCCCCAACUUGAAUUCAAAGUAAUAAUGUAAUAUUAUAUAGGACUUUUGGUAAUAAAUAAAUAUAAUAUCAACAAGAA
Molecule: messenger RNA, 2585 nt
Organism: Lutzomyia longipalpis
Lineage: Eukaryota; Metazoa; Arthropoda; Insecta; Diptera; Psychodidae
Product: UBX domain-containing protein 1
Exons: 2
Coding region: 131-1141 (336 amino acids)
Molecular function (GO): protein binding
Source: RefSeq, a predicted model, not a curated record